This is a messenger RNA of Loxodonta africana (African savanna elephant), 369 nucleotides long. RefSeq names its product histone H2B subacrosomal variant-like. The coding region runs from base 1 to 369 and encodes 122 amino acids. Gene Ontology annotation, molecular function: DNA binding; protein heterodimerization activity; structural constituent of chromatin. Lineage: Eukaryota; Metazoa; Chordata; Mammalia; Proboscidea; Elephantidae. The transcript has a single exon. Gene Ontology annotation, cellular component: nucleosome. The record is from RefSeq and is a predicted model, not a curated record.
AUGGCCAGAUCUAUCAUCAAAAAGUACAGGUACUCCAAUGGACAUCUAAGCUCAAUCUCCAUAAAGAAAUUACAUUCCAGUACCAACUUUGGCCAUAGAAAUUACUCACUCUACGUGAACAGGGUCCUGAAGGAAGUGGUUCCCCAGAGGGGCAUAUCGUCUCGCACCUUGGACGUCAUGAACACUCUGAUCAACAACAUCUUUGAGUGCAUUGCUACAGAGGCCUGCAACCUGAUGUAUUUCAGAAAUCGUUGCACCCUCACCCCAGAAGAUAUCCAGAGGGCAGUGUAUGUGCGGUUGCCUGGGAAACUAGCUAAGCAUGCGGUGGCUUUUGGAAGCGAAGCAGUCAACAGAUAUGUCCACUCCUAA